UUUGUAAACCACACUUGUCUUUUUAAGCGUUGAUGUGACAGUCAGCCUGCCAGUCGGUCGGGGAGCCUGCAGCCUGCAGCCACGCUUGCAGGAUGAAGGCCCACUGGUGGAGCUGUGUGUUGGGAUUACUCUGCAUGCCUGCUAGCGUAAUGCUCAGCACCUGGACAGGUGAGUGUGAGUUUUCACAAGAUCCCUCGUCCAUCUCUCUAAUGAGAGUCAACUCAUCUGCUAAGAUCACAUGCUCCACGUCCUUGCCUGAUCCCCUGGGUUUGUACCUGCAGAGCGGCUUUCACGACAUAAGGGACAUCGUGUUCUUGUCCUUGGAGAACGGACUAGUCACCAAGAAUACUACAGAUCCAGAAUUUGCAGGCCGAAUUAACGUGGCACCAGACCAGCAGAUCCGGGAAGGCCACGGGUUUACCCUGCAGCUGUCUCUGCUGGGGGAGGAGGACACAAACGUGUAUUACUGUAGCUGGAGAUACUUCAAAUCAGAGACGGCGAAUAUUGAAACGCUGCCCAGCAUUGGCACCGUUAUCAUUGUCAAAGAGAGUUAUCCACAUAUCCAAUGCGGGGAUCACAUUUGGGAUCUUCUCUUGAUUGCCUUUAGUGUGACAGCAUUCACUGUCCUUUUAUUCCUCUUCGUUAGAGGGAUUGUGAGACGCAAACGAGUAAGUACUACUAGUACUAGCCAUCUAGGCCAAAAUUCACACAUACAGUACAUGCAUAUCACACUUGCACAUGCAUGCACAAUGUGACCAUGUGUGAGUAUG
Etheostoma spectabile (orangethroat darter) is the source of this 770-nucleotide messenger RNA. RefSeq lists its product as uncharacterized. Gene Ontology annotation, cellular component: membrane. Gene Ontology annotation, molecular function: signaling receptor activity. NCBI's taxonomy places the organism in Eukaryota, Metazoa, Chordata, Actinopteri, Perciformes, Percidae. Gene Ontology annotation, biological process: adaptive immune response. The coding region runs from base 93 to 755 and encodes 220 amino acids. The transcript has 3 exons. The record is from RefSeq and is a predicted model, not a curated record.